AAAAAAAAAAAAAAGAAGAGUGGAGGACACGGACACACACACAGAAGCCUCUUUUCUCGGUGCCUGCACUUAUGCCUGGUGCAGCUCCUUCCCAGCCGUCCUGCCAACCUGCUGCCGCCCGCUGCCCGCGCUGCCCCGGAGGAGCCGCAGCUCAGCCCCACGCCGGGACCCCGGGCCAGGGGACCCCCCGCCCGCGCUGCCGUUCCCCCCGCCGCGGGGCUGCCGCCACGCACGGAGCAAGGGCAGAGCAUGGCCCCAGCCCUCCCGCUGCUGCUGCUGCUCUGGGUGUUUGUCCCCACAGCGGUCCCGGAGGUGUUUGGCCCCGGAGAUGGCACAGAGGACCUCAAGGCUCUGCAGGUCUCCAUCCCACGCCACCCAGCCCUCGAUGCUGUGCUGGCAGGCGACAUCACCAUCCCCUGCCUCAUCACCUACCUUGGCCCCCAGCCCACCGCUGCCACGGGCGGCCGCCGGGCGGUCCUGGGAACCCCCCGGGUCAAGUGGACCUUCAUCUCUGAGGGCAGGGAGGUGGAGAUCUUGGUAGCUCGGGGCGACAGGGUGAAAGUGAGCGAGGACUAUCGGUUGCGCGCCUCCCUGCCCAUCUUUCACCAGCGCUACACCAAUGCCUCCCUGCUGCUCACCGAGCUGCGCCCCAACGACUCGGGCAUCUACCGCUGUGACGUGCAGCACGGCAUCGAGGACGGCCACGACAUCCUCCAUGUCAAAGUCAAAGGGGUGGUGUUCCACUACCGGGAGGGCUCCAUGCGCUACGCCUACACCUUUGCCGAGGCGCAGGAAGCUUGUGCCCGGAUCGGCGCCAGCAUCGCCACCCCCGAGCAGCUCUAUGCUGCCUACCUGGGUGGCUACGAGCAGUGUGACGCCGGCUGGAUCGCUGACCAGACCGUCAGGUACCCCAUCCAGACACCCCGCGAGGCCUGUUACGGAGACAUGAACGGCUUCCCCGGGGUGAGGAACUACGGAGUGGUGGACCCGGAGGACAUGUACGAUGUGUACUGCUACGCUGAAGACCUCCCAGGGGAGAUCUUUUUGGAGACGGCCCCAGACAGGUUCACGCUGGAGGAGGCGGCGCAGCGCUGCCGGGCGCUGGGCGCGGAGCUGGCGAGCCCGGGGCAGCUCUACGCAGCCUGGAACGCGGGGCUGGACGCCUGCAGCCCCGGCUGGCUGGCCGACGGCAGCGUCCGCUACCCCAUCGUCACCCCCCGGGAGCGCUGCGGUGGGGCUCUGCCGGGCGUCAAAACCAUCUUCCUCUUCCGCAACCAGACGGGAUUCCCCGAUGCCCAGAGCAGAUACGAUGCGUACUGCUUCCGAGAAGGGACAAACUCUUUCCCUGAGGCUGCAGGAAAAUACCAAGCCCAAGAGCCCGAGGAGAAUCUCCUCCAGGAGAUUGUCACAGUGGCAGAAAAGCUGGAGGAGCUGCAGCUGCCCAGAGCGCAAGUGGAGAUUGAGUCGCGAGGGGCUAUUUACGCCGUCCCUUUCUUUGAGGACGCUGAGCUGGAAAAGCCGAGCCAGUCCCCUGAAGACGCACUGGGGCCAGGGGCCCGGCACCCCCCGCUAGCUACCUCCGUGUCCUCAGAGGAGGAGCAGGGAGCAGCGCCGGGCGGGGGCCCUGGCAGCACAUCGGCGGAGAGCCCGGGCGGAGGGCGAGACCCCAGCCAGCCCCUGGAGCCAGAGGGACCCACCGGUGCCCCAGCAGAGAGCCGAGAACCUGGCGGGACCCCCCGCCGCGGUCACAAGUCCGGCGGGGCGAGCACCCCCGUUCCUGCCGCCGAAGACGCCGAGCUCUCCGGAGACGUGGUGGAAAGCCCCGCGGCGUCCCCGCUGCCUCCCGCGCCCUCGCAGACGCAGGAGGAGGGGGAGGAGCAGUCGGGAGCCGUGUGGCUCCCCUCGCCUGGGGUUCCGGGGGACGGCAGCACUGUCCCCGCGGUGACACCGUGGCACGCAGAGCUGCCUGGCAGCAGCAGCGCACCGGCCCCGGGAGGAGAGGAGGCUGCGCCGCCACCGCCGGGCGCUGACCGCGGGAUGCCUGCUGCAGCUUCCGAGGAGGAGGAGGAGGAGGAGGAGGAGGAAGAGCAACCUGCUCCCUCCAUUGCAACCGUGGAGGGUUUCCUUGCAGCCGUUCCUGGAGAACCAGGUGGCUGUGUCCCCAACCCCUGCCUGAACGGAGGGACCUGUGUGGAGGACGGCGCCCACCUCACCUGCUUGUGCCUGCCUGGCUACGGAGGCAGCAACUGUGAAAGACCACUGCGGAGGUGCAGCCCCGGCUGGGACAGCUUCCAGGGAGCUUGCUACAAGCACUUCCCCACUCGGAGGAGCUGGGAGGAUGCGGAGACCCAGUGCAGGCACUACGGGGGGCACCUGGCCACCAUCCUGACCCCCGAAGAGCAGGACUUCAUCAAUGACCAGUACAGGGAGUACCAGUGGAUCGGCCUGAACGACCGGACCAUCGAGGGGGAUUUCCAGUGGUCUGACGGGAGCCCCCUGCUCUACGAGAACUGGCAUCCCGGGCAGCCCGACAGCUACUUCCUCUCCGGGGAGAACUGCGUGGUCAUCGUGUGGCACGAUGGGGGCCAGUGGAGUGACGUGCCCUGCAACUACCACCUCUCCUACACCUGCAAAAUGGGGCUGGUGCAGUGCGGGCCCCCCCCCGCCCUCAGCAACGCCCGAGCCUUUGGCAAACCAAAGCAGCGCUACGAGAUCGGCUCCACCGCUCGCUACCAGUGCCGGCUCGGCUUCGCCCCGCGCCGCUCGCCCGUCAUCCGCUGCCGCGAGGACGGCACGUGGGAGCCACCCCAGCUGGCCUGUCGCCCUGGCCUGGCUCAGCCCCUCAACCACUGAGUGAGUCCCUGGGGCAGCAGCCAGCACCUCUGCAGGCCCUGGAGCUGGUGUGGAUGGGGACGGCACUGGGACCCCGGCACGGACCCCGACGUGGCACGAAACCUCACUGUUGGGUGUCUGCCCCCUUGUUUGUUUUAUAUCUGUACAAAGAAAUCCUAAUAAUUAAAGACCCCCUCAAAAGGAACCGACAGUGGCCCAAAAUGCAGCACAACAGGAGUUCUGUUCCCAGAGUCACAACAGAGUUGAAAUCAAGGGGGGCACCACGGGCAGGGGAUGGCAGGGACGUGCCAGCAUCACCUCCAGCCAUCUUCUCCCACCUCUACCCUGAGGGUCCUCAUCCUGUGACACCCUGGUGGGGGUCGACAUGGGGACAUCCAAGCUCUGCUGCAGCUCAGCACCCAUCCUGAGGUGUGGGGGGGCUUCUGCACUUCCCUGGAAAGGCAGAAGCUGCUGCCGCAGGCUUGGAGUGAGUGCGUGUCGCUCAAACCCCCUCUCUGUGCUUCUGUGGGUAUUAAAACCAGUAAACAGGUG
Messenger RNA from Corvus hawaiiensis (hawaiian crow), 3384 nucleotides. It is a transcript of the gene BCAN, whose product is annotated as brevican. Gene Ontology annotation, molecular function: hyaluronic acid binding. Bases 250 to 2853 code for a protein of 867 amino acids. The transcript has 15 exons. The record is from RefSeq and is a predicted model, not a curated record. NCBI's taxonomy places the organism in Eukaryota, Metazoa, Chordata, Aves, Passeriformes, Corvidae. Gene Ontology annotation, biological process: cell adhesion.